GCCACCGUCUCCUUUCUUCCGAAUUCUUUCAGUCCUUCAAUGAAGGGGCUGGACAAAGCAUAGGUCUGCGUCGGCUACUAGGAUAAAUAUUCGCAUAAGAUGUCUGAAGACGUGCCGAGUACGAAGACUAUGGUCGAGCCUGUUUCAUCUUCGGACGUCGACAAUGCCCACUUUCAAUCUCUUCUUCGGGUGGACAACGUGAAUGGGUUGACGUCGGAAAAUAUUGAAGACAGCAGUUAUGUUGCUGCUGAGACUGGGAAUGCAAAUGGUGUUUCUUCGGCUGCGAAGAAGAAAAAGAGGAGACGGACGAAGAAAAGUGGUGGUGGUGGUGGUGGUACGAAGAGCAGCAGCAAGGCUUCGAGCUCGGAUGGCAGCAGUGCGAAUAACAUUGGGAAUGGGAAUACGAAUGGGAGCGUUCUGUGUAUUAGCAGGAAUAAGCACUGGAAGUAUAUAAGUUCGUAUCAUGGACCAUGGCUGCAGCUCCCGGUUGAGCUGCUCGAGUCGUUACUCGCCCUCAACCUCGAUCCUACGACAAUCUCAAAUGAUACUCGUCCAACUUCACCUUCUUCUUGGGACGUCCCACCUCCCUCAUCCACUUCACAACAACAACGUCGCUUAACAGGUUUCUCCCGUCUAUGCGACCGAAGUAGUAACUCACUUCUCUCUCUCCCAUCUUCAACGUCCUCUUCCUACAGUUACAACUAUAACCACUGUUCUCGGCCUGUUUCACCAACACGAGCAAGUCUCGCACUCCCUCAACCGUCACCUUCACUAAUAGGCAAAGCCGCACCACCUCCCGUAGACCCAGGCGUCUUCCGUUCAGUCAUCAAUAUCCGACGUCUCAUUGACGAAGCGGCCGAACUCUCCGUAAGAGCUUCUUCAGGCCUCUCAGCCGCCGCUCUCGGGUCUUUACAGCCUCUUGGCGGUGGAAAUAACGGUACAGGUGGUGGAUCUGGAGGUGGUGUGAAUGGGAUAAAUGGAAGCUCGUGGACGGCCGCACAAGCUCUUGGACUAGGUUCUUUGAACGAUCUCAGUGGAAGUGGUGUAAAUAAUAACGGAGGAAGGAAUACUACUAUGUCUGCUACGCGCGUACACCGUUUACGUGCACUCGCCGUCCAAAAGCUGGCAGAAGCAUACAAAACAGAUGAGAUCGCUUCGAGUGUCAUGGUCAUGCAAAGAGGGACUGUAUUCGAUGAUAUUGCGGAGAAGGUGCUUAAAGUCGACCCGAAGAACGUUAAUGCGCGUUAUGUACAUUUCUUUCAUGAAAAGAUACCUUCGAGACAACUCGCAGAAUCGACGUCUACAGCUAUAUUAGAUCAGCUAAUGGCGGACAGCCCGCAACGACUGGAGUUCUACCGUACCCGAGGGAUAGUCCACUGUUUCAGAGACGAAUUCGUGCUAGCCGCGAAAGACUUUACACAUACCAUAAAAGAAUCCCGAGCUGUUCGUCGGGCACGUCUAGCUCAUAAUCCAGCACAAAGAUCCAACAGUGCCAAUCACCCGAAAGCAAAGCGUCGAAAAAACAGAGUCAACGGGCAGGCGCCACCGGACGGUACAGCAUCAGCGAUCGAGGGUUCCAGUGGCGAACAGCCUCUUAUCCAUCCUUCUGUCUUACCAGACGCACCGGACCCGAUAGAACUUCAGGCCCUGUUCCUUCGUGGCGCGACGUACUUCACACAUGCAUUAUACCUUAUCGAGGAAACGAUCUUCAAGCUCGAAGGAAUCCCGCGCAUCCCGCUUAACGAUUUCGGUGAAUUACAGUUAUCUAAUAUUCACGGAAAAUAUGGUGGGAUAGAAGUUAAUAACCCAGAUGGUCCACUUGGACGAUCGGAUGGUGUCAAGGCGCGUGCGUAUCGUUCGGCGUUCUGUGAAGGUACCAGUACCAGUACUGUCCGCGAGCAGGUUUGUGCGUUGUUGAGGAAAAGCAAACGGGACUACGAGAAGUUCCUUUCUCGUUUCGAUUCGGUGGAGCCUUCCGCUGAGAUGUACUGCAUGAUGGAGCCUGCGACAGACCCUUUACAAAAAGUUGAGCGCGGGUUCGCACUACUCGACAAGUUCCGUCCGAUUAAUCGAUCGCACGAACCUCUAUCACCCGAGGCCGAUGCACUGACGGACGUCCCACUCGCAUUCACGACGUAUCAUCCAUUCAUGCUCGAGUCGCAUUUUAAUAUCCUGAAUUGCCUGCUGUUGUUGGGAGAGUACGAGACUCUCUUAACUACGUUUGCAAACACGGCUGGUAUCGUUGCGGGAUUGGAAGGUUAUCCAGUAUUCCUUGCUCCUCGCUCGAUGGCGCAGGCGGAGUUCGUUGAGACGCUCGAACGACUCGCUGGUGGAUGGAAGUAUGGUAAACUGCCCAAUGCACUCGUCCGAUUCCGCACACGCGAUGCAUCUCCCCCUUGUUCGCAGGACGAACCUCCUCCAACCGCAUCAUUAACGCCUGUUUUGGUUGUUACAGAUGACGAUACGGGAAUCGCUUCGAGUUCGUCCUCCGCGGGACCCUCGACGUCGACGUCAUGCAGCACCAAAACCUCACCAGCAUCAGGUCGUCGUCCAUCUCUCAGCUCAGACGCCGACUUCGAUUCCUCACCACAACCUAUAGGGCCUCAGGAAACCAAGGUCGAGAACGACCCGCAAGCAUCCCUCCGCUCCUCACUCGAGUCCCUCCAUUUCCUCCUCGCACCUAUCCGUACACGUCUCCAUCUCCGCGCAGAACGCGAACGCAUCGCAAACGAAAACUCUAACGGCGCGAAAUCCGUCCCGUUGGGUCUCGCAUUGCACGGUGCUCGUGUGGAGGUGUUCCUCGCUUGGCUUGCUGCUGUGCAUUUGCCUGAGCUCGAGAGCGUUGCGUCAACAGUGUGA
Messenger RNA from Fomitiporia mediterranea MF3/22, 2859 nucleotides. RefSeq lists its product as uncharacterized. The record is from RefSeq and is a predicted model, not a curated record. Bases 100 to 2859 code for a protein of 919 amino acids. The transcript is spliced from 4 exons. NCBI's taxonomy places the organism in Eukaryota, Fungi, Basidiomycota, Agaricomycetes, Hymenochaetales, Hymenochaetaceae.